AUGUUCAAAAUGAUGAUAAUUCUUCAUACUCUUGAAAUAUUAGAAAUCUGCUCCACGAGCAUUGAUGUCGAAAGACAGCUACGUGAAAUGCGUAACACCAAUAAAAUGCAAGAAAGGGAAAUUUCUAAGCUGAAAAAAGAGACCAAGCUCUUACGCGCUGACAUGACUAAAUGUAUGAUGAAGUCAUGUAAAGUUCAAAGCGUUAAGGACGGUUUUAUGAAUCAGAAAAUCGUAGAUGGAGGAGAUGAAGAGAGGAGCCUUGAAGAAAAACAACUGGAAAAUUUGUCGAUCUCUAAUGCGAAAGUUAGAAACACCAGAUCUACCAGUAACAUUAUUGCAUUCUAUACCUACCUUUCUCAUCCAAUACCAAAUCCAAGCAUCCACCACACCUUAGUGUUUGAUAUAGUAAAACAAAUUUGGGUGGAGGAUACAACAAAUACAGCGGCGUGUUUUCAGCUCCAACUUCAGGGGUAUAUGUUUUCAUUUGGACCAUCUACACUGGAGAUAGAGGGAAAACUAAAUACAGAGUCUACGUCAACAAUGACGAGGUCAAUUAUACCUUAGGUGAGACGGAUGAAGCCGCUGACUUUGAUUCGGAUACCGGAACAAUGGUGGUGCCACUUAACACGUCUGAUAGUGUGUAUAUUCGAGCUGCAGCAACGUGUACAACAUACGUAAUGAACUUUCGGGAUAACAACUUCAGAACAACAUUUACUGGUUGGAAUCUAAAUUGAUGCUGUUAAGAGGUUU
This is a messenger RNA of Saccostrea cuccullata (small rock oyster), 750 nucleotides long. RefSeq lists its product as uncharacterized. Lineage: Eukaryota; Metazoa; Mollusca; Bivalvia; Ostreida; Ostreidae. The record is from RefSeq and is a predicted model, not a curated record. The transcript is spliced from 2 exons. The coding region runs from base 1 to 564 and encodes 187 amino acids.